Molecule: messenger RNA, 5863 nt
Organism: Crotalus tigris (Tiger rattlesnake)
Lineage: Eukaryota; Metazoa; Chordata; Lepidosauria; Squamata; Viperidae
Gene: CEP295
Product: centrosomal protein 295
Exons: 29
Coding region: 164-5608 (1814 amino acids)
Biological process (GO): regulation of centriole replication
Cellular component (GO): centriole; cytosol; centrosome
Source: RefSeq, a predicted model, not a curated record
GGACGAGAGACCAGCGAGGCGGGAGAGCGCGCGUUCUGAGCUGGCAGUUGAUGGAGCGGAUAUGACGCGAGCGGAAGCGGCUUAGCAGAAGCUGUUUGAAGAGAUGCCCCUGAGGGUGAAGGAAGAGUGUGGGGUUUGCAUUGAAUAGUAAUUGUAACCAACAAUGAGAAGAAAAGUGGCAGGAAGACUUAGGCUUAGUCCUAACGAAGAAGCUCAGCUGUUGAAAGAAGAACAUGAAAGAAGAAGAAAAUUAAGGCUACAACAGGUCAGGGAACAGGAGCGGAAUAUUGCUUUGCAGAUAAGACAAGAUGUUAAGCAGCGAAGAGAUGAACACCUGAAGCAGUUGGCCGAAGAACUGGCAGCAGAAUGGCAGAAAACACAGGAUGAGAAAAUUAAAGCUCUGGAAAAUCUAUACCUGUCAAGUUUAAGAGCCAUAGGAGAAGGGCAUAAAGAGGCAAAGGAAAAUGAGCCUGAUGUGGAGGCACUGGCAAAGCAAGCAGAAGAAAGGAAAGAAACAGCAAAAAAGCGGUAUAAGGAAGCACUGAAAAAACAGAAGAGUCAGAAGGAGAAAUUCCUGAGAGAACAAACCAGGCGAGCCAAUGCACGAAAGCAUGCAUUUGAGGUGGAAAGAGAAAGAGCAGCUAAAGUGGCGAGCCUGCCUCCUCCUCCCCCCCACCCUUUUGAAAAUAUUGAAUUGAAGACUCUACCUGCAGUGAAAACUAGUGAUGUUGAUAAUUUUUCGAUUAGUCGGCACCAUAUAUUUGACCCAUAUGUGGACAGAGAAAUGAGCACAGAACAGCCAGAUGCACGGUUGCUCGCCAAAGAGGAAGCCAAACAAAAGGAAGAGCUGCAAAACGACAAAGAAAGAGAAAAGAGAGAACAGCUGGAAAAAGCUUAUUUGAGAGGGAAACAUGCCUUGAAGAUGGUUCGACUGGCGAGAGACAAGGAAAAGUUAAUGAAAGAGCUUGAACAGAUGCAAAAUGUAGACCUGGCCCACAGAAGGCGGAUCGUUGCCCAGAUGCCCCCGCAACUCUUUGAACCGACCUAUAGACGUGUGGAAAUCAAAGAAGAAUGGCAGAGGGAGCUGGAGUGCGCCUUUGAAGACAUGUACACUGGAAACAUGAAAAUGAAAGGAGAUCUUAUUUUGCACCUUGAUCCACAGCCUUUGCCAGCUCCCUCCGAUGCAUCUCAAGAUGAUGAACUAGAACUUUCCCAGGAACCAGAACCUGUAUGUGACUUGCCUCCAAGAUUGGAAAGUGAGAUGGAGGGCAAUGAGCCAAGCGGUAGCGAAAUGGAAAAGAUAUGCCAGCCUCCGGCAAAGCUAGCUCUAAAAAAGUUGCUAAACAAGAUACGGAACCAAAAAGACCUUUGGACAUCAAGAUGUGACUCAGAGGCGCGAAGUGACAUCGGGACAAUUGAGUCAGGGACCAUUUCUGGUGGAGGAGAAAAAGCAGAAGGAUUAGCAUCAGUGCCUGAACCUGAAUCCAAGCGUGAUCUUGCUGCUGAACCUUUUGAAGGGUUUCCAGAAAUACUGGACCAAACUGUUGUUGCUGGAAAUGAACUUAUAAAACAAGCACAAGAGCAAACCACUAAAAUUAGAAAGGAAUUAGAAAGAUUCACACAGACAGAGCAGCAACAACAGCAGCAAACAACAGAGCAAAAAAGACAGCUAGAAGUUGAUUUUCUGAAGCCUAAAGUGCAACACCAAGAGCAGGAAGCUAAGACAGAGCAGGAAAAGAAAGAUCAAGAAUGUCAAACAGAACAAAACGUUUUUGAUUCUGUUGUGCAUCACAAGCAGGAAGCAGAAUACAAGACUGACAUUGCCGAGGAGUCACAGGCAGCCUGGUUUCCUAAAGAGGAUGACCAUCUAAAGAGGAUUCAUGACUGUCAGCAACGUCUGCUGAUGCAAAACAGGAUGCAUCAAGAAUCGGUGGACGAAGCCAGAAGACAAUUAGAAGUAUAUCAGAAUAAAUUGCAACAGAGAUUCCAGUCAGUUUCCAGGGCAUUGUUCAAUCCCGAAGACAGGCUUGCAAGCCUGAAUUCUCUGCCUGAUCCAUUGUCACAAGCACAGGAGUUGCAUCCAUCACAGAGAAUUAAAGCGACGACUUGCAAGCCGUCCGAGAAGGUUUCUGUUCAAGAACUGGCACCAUCGUGGCAGAAAAACAAGGGGCAGAGGCUUGAAGUCGCCACUGACGAGCCCAGGGUUGAUUCUGAAAGGCAAGUGCAGGAAAAUCAAAGAUGUUUUCAUUUGGCGCAAGGAUCCUCUUCACAUCAAGAGAGAGAAAAACUGGAUGCAGUGGGAACAACUGUGGUGCAGUCACUGGAAUUCCACAAGAUUCCUGGAUCGUUGUUGCCAAAAUCUGAGGAUACCUCGGCUACCACCCAACCUGUCGCUCACAUUCCAGAUGCCCGAUUCGUUUUACCUGAAGGUGAUUCUCCAGGGGCUUCAGAAACCCUCUUCUCCGAAGCACCCAUGCCUGACAAACCCCUAGCUGAAAAGAUUCUUUUGCCAACGUUCUUAAAACACCGAGAUAUUCCGACGGAGAACAGGAUAAACCCAGUUUUUAACCAGGCCCGCCAUCUUCCUUUCCAUUUGAUUUCUUCCUCGCCGCCUCCCAUCAUGGCCAAGACCAAGAGCAUCCAGGACCCCUCGGCAUCGAAAAAGGGACCUGAAGUUUUGCCCGGUUGUUCCGAUCUAGUAGAAUUAAGAGACCAACUGCUGGCUUCCUCUGAGAGCAUUGAAGUUCAGCAGCAGCACUUGAAAGAACUGCAGGAACGGCUAGAUGAGCAGCGGGAAACCCUUCUGUUUCGCCAGAAAAUACAGGAGGACUUGCUGCUGCAGAGGCAUGCCCAGCUGAAAGAAAAAAUGGAGCAACAGCAGGAAGCCUUAAAAGGGAUUAUUAAACGGGUAACACAGUCAAGACCAGGCAGGGAUAUGACAGAGGCAGAGCCCGACAGCCUCAGUUUGCUGAAUGUGCUUCUUAAUGAAGCAGAAGAUGGCAACCCAAAGCAGGUUCAUUUUGAUGAUACGGACAGUCAUGCAGAAAAUAAUUCUUUGUUUCAAAAAGUGAAUUCGAUGGAACAAACGGGACUAUUUCAGAGCACGUGGACUAGAGAAGAGAAACAGAGACUUUCAAAACCACCUUUGGUCAAAGUAAAACCAGGACUUGGUCUGGAACAGCAUGAACUUAGUGCUAUACAAGAACUUGACACACCAAGGAGUGACAGAUUUACCAAUACAGAAAUUUCAGGAUACAAAGAGCUUCUUACUCCAGAUAUAUUCUUCACUCCCCAAAUUGAUAAGCUACGGUCCAGUAAAAGCCCAACUGAGUCUUUACAGGAAGAAAUAGAUCUGCCAAGAACUAUUUCUAUUGCUGAUGAUAAAGAACUAGACUCUGGUCAAAGUCUGGAGCACAUACAAGGGUCAUGGCAAGUUGAAUCGAUGUGGAAAGCCAAUGGUUUGUAUGACUCAGUCCACUCCGAAGAAUUUACGUCUAUUGAUCAAAAUUUAUCAAAUUAUUCUGCUGAUAGUGGAAGAAUAGUUACAUCUCCUGAUCCAUCAUUGAGGCCAAACAGCCAAGUAACACUGUCACACGCAUGGUCUCCGGGUUUGUUAACGCCAACAACGUGUACACAGCAGGUCGCUUGUGGCUAUUUUACUUCAGAAACUCCUCCUGCUGCCAACUUUAUAAAAAACUACAACCCAGAUCAUGAUCUUGCUGGUAAAGAGUCCUGUGCAGCCAAGCAACAGACCAGCCUUUUCAGCUUUCCAGCAAAGGAGAUUUCAAGCACUGCUUCAUUUCUACAAAAAGCUGAUGAUUCUUCAAAGCAUCUCAGUUCUCGCCCCUCUUUUGAAGAAAUGGAUUACGAUGGAAGCAAAAUCCAGCAAAUAAUAAACAAAUAUAAAAAAGAUCUCGGCUGGUCAUCCCUGAAUAAUGUAUCUUCUGACCAUGAUCCAGCGGUUGGACUUGAUGCUGCUGAUAUUGAAAGAAAUUUUCCAAAUUUCCACCGAGAACUUUUUCAGCCUUUGAAGCCGAGUUUUGACUUUGAUAUCUGCUCCACUCUUUUUCACUGUAGAAUAUCUCAAAACAGCAAAGACUUUAGCAAGAUUUCAGAUUUAUCUAAGAGUCAAGAUUUAACAAUUUCUACUCUAGAAGAAGGAAGCAACAGUCCUUUAUUUCUUAGCAGAGGAAAACUAAGCAGUUCUCAGCUAAAGGAACAGAGUAAUGAAAGGAUGAACCAGCCAAGGCAAGCUGUUCAACCGUUGGCCAAAGAAUUGUCUGAACCCUUAUCUCUGGAAAAUAUCUUGCACAACAAUAGUUUUGGUAAAUCUGGAGCCUUCAGUUUCAAGCCUGGACAAAACCUUGAGCUAAGCAAGAACUGUGGGGAGGACCUUGUGGUUAUUUCACCUGAGACUGGAUCCUGCGAGGAUCUGCAAGAUGACGGUGACGCUCGUUAUUUCUGUUCGUCCAUCGAAAACCUUCGCAGCCUUACUCCAGCUGAUGAUCAAACCUCCAUUUACGAGAUGAUUCCAAGUUCUGGCACAAGGAAAAGCACUCUGGAGAGGACAGAAUGGGCAAAAGAGGACACUAGCUCCAGGGCAGGGAGUCUCUGCUUCGUUGAACUAGCCACAACGUCAUACAACAACAACAAUGAAACGGAGACCAGGAGCAGAUUAGUCAAGGGGAAUGUAGAAACUGACCCCACACGGUAUGCUUUAAAUGCCACGCAAGAGCAGAGUUUUCCAAGAUCAAAGGUACUGCUGGAUGGGCCUCAAGAAAUGAACUCUGGCAGUCCCUUUCAGAAUUCUGCUCAGGAAAAUAUCAGUCAGCCAGCCGUGUUUCCACAAUCAAAUAUGGAUGCCAUCCAGGCUAAAAGCUCAGAUUCCCGUUUGUCGCAGUGCAGCAUCCCUGUUUGGGAGACCCUUACAGGAAGAGGCAUCAUGGAAGAACCUGACCUGACACUAGUAAGCUCUAACGACAUCAGCGUUGCAGAAUCAGAGCUUAUACCUGGCGAUCAUUUUGAAGUUAGAGACUGUCCCCAGAGCAGAGGAUUUUUCCCAUUAAACCCAGAAGUGGAUGAAUUUCCCACGCAGCUGGACUAUCCACCAGUAACUCCAAGCCCUCAAAAUGAUCCUGAUCAAAACUCCAAGCCAAGAGAUAUAAUAUUGUCAGAGUUUGCACCUGUCCAUGGCAGCCUGCAGGAAUCAUUUUUGAAACGGAAGAAAGAUUUUAUUGAGAGAUCUUUGAAAAGGGUGGAGAAACUAAAAAACCGAGAGCAAAGCUCAGAAAAGACCCAGAGUAAGGCACCUCCACUGAAAAAACCACAACUCCACAAACGAAACGUGAACUGGACACCUCACGCGGCAGCUGUUCAUCUUUUGAAGAAAGGGGAAGAAAAAAGGUGCUCUCCAGUUGACAGGAAAGUGGCCGCAGAACAAAUGCAGCAACGGACUUCAAGACUGUAUAAUAAUCUGGCGGAAGUGAAAAACAGAAAGGAAGAGAAAGACAGAAAAGAAAAUUAUGCCAGGAACAGGGAAAGAGCAAAAGAAUUUCACAAGAAAACAAUGGAAAAACUACGAGCCAGGAAAAUCAAUUUGAAAACCUAGUAUUUUGCAGAUGUUCCACAAAUGGAGGAUAAUUUAUCAGCAUUGUAUUUGAGGACUCCGUGAUAAUUAAAUUAUGUGGCAGAAUUUGAGAUAAUUCACAUUUGGUAUGGAUGUAUUUGCAAACUUUCCAACGCUGUAUAUAGACCAUUGUCUCCAAUUAUGGCUUUUCAACUCAAGAUUUUUAUUUUCAAAUGUCAUGUGUUUGCUUUUUGUACUAUUUUAACUAUUUAUAAUAAAAACUUUUAUUUGCAAAAA